Messenger RNA from Parasteatoda tepidariorum (common house spider), 5152 nucleotides. RefSeq names its product integrin alpha-PS1. Gene Ontology annotation, biological process: cell adhesion mediated by integrin; cell-matrix adhesion; cell-cell adhesion. Gene Ontology annotation, cellular component: integrin complex; external side of plasma membrane. Lineage: Eukaryota; Metazoa; Arthropoda; Arachnida; Araneae; Theridiidae. Gene Ontology annotation, molecular function: integrin binding. The record is from RefSeq and is a predicted model, not a curated record.
GCGCCAUCUAUAAACAGCAGUGCAAACUCUAACCAUGCUUUGGCUGGAAUGUUUGUCCAUUCAUUCCAUCUUCCGAAGUCGGGUUGAGUAGAGGAGCGGAGAUCGUGCGGCAUCUCCCGUUGUUGUUUAACCCACGUGCUUGCAUUCACCUGUGACAGCUGUUUAUAAAAACACAUAUCAAACAGAAAUAAAAUAGAAAUACGAAAAUGUUACCGACGAACUUUAUUCAGUUUUUAACACUGAUAUUGACUGUUGCCACUUUAAACUAUAUAAAUUGUUUUAAUUUAGAAACCCGUUUACCUGUAAUUAAAAAGGGACCUGAAAAUUCCUAUUUUGGAUAUUCUGUAGCUCAACAUCAAAUAAUUGAUGAAAAUGGCCAGAGGACGAGUGUAUUAUUAAUUGGUGCUCCCAAGGCUAGAACAGUUGGCUAUAACCAUUCUGGUGCUGUGUAUAGUUGUCCUCUAACAAAUUAUAAAACUGAUUGCUCUCAACUUGUAAUAGAUCAAAAUCUUAAUCACGAUUACGGAGUUAUUAAAAACGACCAAUGGCUAGGAGUAACAGUUUCGAGUGGAGGACCAGGAAGCUAUGUGAUGUCAUGCGCCCACCGAUUUGUGUUGUCUGGUCCAGACUAUCAAUGGGGUCAAGGCAUUUGUUACUCUUUGUCUCAAAAUUUAAAACUUGAAAAGGCUUUUGAACCUUGUAGAAAUCGUCCUGUUAAUAAAGCUCAUGAACAAUAUGGGUACUGUCAAGCAGGUACAAGUGGUAUGGUUGCUGAUGGGAACACUAUAGUAGUUGGUACACCUGGUCCUUUUACAUGGCGGGGUACAGUAUUUACCACUAGCAUUUCAUUUAAAAUUCGUGAUGAUAAACGUUGGUAUUAUGGUCCAAUUAUGGAAGAUGCUUCUCCUGUUGAUAAGUACAGCUAUCUCGGUAUGGCUGUGACUUCCGGCGCCUUUUUCAAUGGUAAACAAAGCUAUGUUGCGGGUGCUCCUCGAUCAAAUGGUACAGGACAAGUUGUUUUCUUCACAAAAAUAAAUAAAGCUGUUAUAUUUGAUGUUCAACUGAUUCUGAGUGGAGACAACUUUGCUUCUUCAUUUGGAUAUUCACUUACCUCAAUUGAUAUAAAUAAUGAUGGGUAUUUAGAUUUAGUGGUGGGAGCACCUUUUUACUUUAAGAAGGGCAAAGGUGGUGCUGUCUAUAUUUACAUGAAUUCUCCUGAGGGUUUAUCAGAGUUAACGGAACCAAUUAAGAUUACUGGGAAACCCGAAUCAAGAUUUGGUUUUUCUGUUGAAAAUGCUGGUGAUUUAAAUCAAGAUGGAUUUCCUGAUCUGGCGGUUGGAGCACCAUAUGAAGAGAAAGGUGGAGCUGUUUAUAUUUAUUCAGGCUCAUCUGAAGGUGUUAUUCUUACUCCAUCUCAGGUUAUUCACCCUAAAGACGUUGCCGAAGCUAGUGGACUAACCACCUUUGGUUAUUCACUAAAUGGGAGGAUGGACAUUGAUAGUAAUGGUUAUCCAGAUUUAUUAAUUGGAUGCUAUGAAGCUGAUACAGCAGUUAUGUUAAGAUCUAGGCCAGUGUUAAACAUAGUGACUUCAGUAAGUGGCCAACUCCAAAAUAUCGAUCCAGACGAAAAAGGGUGUGAAAGGGACAAAAGCUCACCUAAUGUGUGCUUUUCUUUUGAAGCCUGUUUUCAAUUCAAUUCUUCUAUAUCGUCUUCUCAAGGACAACAGCUUAAAUACAAAAUAGAGGCUGAAACAUUCACUGGACGAAAAUAUUACAGGGUUCGUUUUAAAUCCUCUUUGAGUAGUGACACACCAAACAUUGUUGAAAAAGAAAUUGUUUUAAAAGGCAGCUCUGUCGGUAGAAUGCAUUGUUCUGAGGAAAUUGUUUAUCUAAAGGAAAAAAGUGAUAUACAGAAUCCAGUACAGUUCAAAUUGACGUAUUCUCUGAUACAAAAAGAUCCUGUACAGCCCUCAUUUAGUUUAGAAUUGCCAGAUUUGAAUGGUUAUCCUAUUCUUAAUCAACAAGAAGCAUCCAAAAUUUUUGAAGCUAAAUUCCUGAAAGAUUGUGGCUCAAAUGAUAUUUGUGAAAGUGACCUGAAUGUUAUUGUUGAUAUAAAUCUAACAAAAGAUGAUGAAGGAAAGCCAAUAUUGUUCCUGGGUGAAAAGCAACUUGCAUUAUCAGUCAAAGUAAUGAAUACCCGAGAACCUGCCUAUGAUGCUAUGCUGUAUGUUUUUCAUCCACCUAGCCUUAGCUUUGUCGGAAAAAAAGUGGUUAAAGGAGAUCAGAUAGAAUGUGUUCCUUUUAAUGUAACUACUGUGAAAUGUGAAUUAGGAAAUCCUCUUAAAGAUAAUGAGGUGGAACUACAAGUUAGAUUCAACCCAAAAGAUGUUGGUCCUGAUGAAAGAAGUUUGAAAAUGAGCGUGAAAGUCAACACGACAAGCGUAGAGGAUUUACCUCGAGAGGACAUCACAAUUGAAGCCGGCAUAGUGAAAGUUGCUGAAUUAGAAAUCAGAGGGGCAUCUCAACCUGAGCAAGCUUUCUAUGGAGGGGACACUACUCGAGUGCCAAAUUAUAUUGAUGAUGUAGGUAGUGAAGUUGUCCACAUAUUUGAGGUUAUAAAUCAUGGCCCUUGGUUGGCAACAGGAGUUGAAGUGGUAGUAUCUUGGCCAGUUGAAGCUGCAGACUCUUACCAACAAGGCAAAAGACUUUUAUACAUUGUUGAAAAUCCAGAGGUUAUUGGUAAUGGCUAUUGUGAAUUAGAUGAUUCUCUGUUGAACCCUUUAAAAUUAAAAAGACACCCUGAAGAGUUGAGAUUAGCUCCUUACCGCUCAUAUAAGAAAAGAUCAAAACGUGAAGUUCAACCCCAAGAAUUAAGAAUGGAUGGAAAAAUUGUCAAAGUUGUUAACUUGGAUUGUGAUGCAGGUACUGCAAAAUGUUCUCAAUUCACUUGUAUGUUUAGAAGUUUAGAGAGAGAUAGCACUGCUGUUAUAAGGAUUAAAGCAAGGUUAUGGAACAGCACCUUUGUUCAAGAUUAUCCAAAUGUUGAUUGGGUGAGCAUAGUCUCUAGAGCUUUUAUUAGAACUAUAUCUGAAGACAUAAAACAAGAAGAUAGUAAUGAUUUUGCUUUGGCUGAAACAAAAGCUUAUCCUGAUAUCUUGUUGUUUCAAAAAACUGAAGAAGUUGCUUUAUGGAUCAUUAUAUUGGCAGCUUGUGCUGGAAUACUUUUGCUCAUUUUACUUAUCAUCAUCUUAUGGAAGUGUGGAUUCUUUAAAAGGAAGAAGCCUGGUUAUGAACGGGCUCCCACAUCUGAAAAGGAAUAUAUAUAAAACUUCUUAUGUGCUUUUUAAUGAAGGUUGUGCAUUGUGCGAUAAUCAAAAUGGAACCCAUGUUGUGUUCAAGUUUAUAGAACAAAACGUCACUCCUUCACAUCAGGGCGAACAAGAUUUUGCCAUUCAAAACUGUGAUGUGUGUAAGGUGAUACCAUACGUAUAUUUAUGGCUGCCAUAAUUUUGAGCUUUUCGAGGAAUUUUUCUCUUGCUGUGAUUGGUUGAAAUCGUGAAGUACUUUUUCCUGUUUUGAAGCAGACCACAAUAAUUAGCCAAUUUCCAAUAUGCUCAACCUGUUGAACCUGUUGUUGAAAAUGUGAUAUUAAAGAACCAGUUUGGAGAGCAUUUAUAUAUUGUGUAAAAUGUUCAUGAAAAAUAACUGGUUUUAGAAAUUUUGUAUGGCUGUAUUGUGAAAUAAGGAAUUUUAAAAAAAUUACUUUUAAUAUAUUUUUACAAUAAAUUUUUAAAGUGUUGAAUUUAUUAAUAAUUUUUUUAUUAAGUAUGUAAACAUUUUGAGAUUUUUAGUUACUAAACUAGACAUAUACUUUACAUUUAAUAAUAAAGUAACUAAUUUAAUGCAUAAAAAAAAGCAGAUGUUUAAUAAUUUUAAAAGAUACUAAUUUUUAAAGCAUAAAAAAUUUGCAUAUUAUAUAUUUUUAAUGUAAUUAAAUGCGUAAAAUUUAUAUUUUUCUCUCCUUCGCUUUUGUAUGAGAUAGGUUAUUGUUGUUUGUAAAUUUUUAAAAAAAAAAUAUCUAUUCAUUUUGCAAAUUUUUACACAUUUUUUUUAUAAUUUCAAUUUUUUCUAGUUGUAUACAGCAUUUCUAUUUACUAUCUGAUGACUUAUAUUUUAAAAAACUCUAUUAUUUUAAUUUUUUAAAAAAUUAUUUAUAUUUUUUUCAAAUUUAUUAUUUAGAAAUAAUGUUUAAGACUGAAAGUGAGUGCAUACCAAACUCACACUUUCUAUAGCUAAGUUACAUUUAAAUUUAGCUUAAUCAAUUUAAAAAUUCAUGUAAAAUUAACUAUAAUAGAAGAGUAAUAGAUAAACUAUUAUAGAAUAAUAAUAAUAAGGACAGAGUUGACUUAAUUUUUUCUUCCCAACCAAUUUUUAAUUUAUUUUUCUUUGUUAAUUUGAUUGUCAAAUAAAAUUUAUUAUUUUAAUUUAUAGAUUUAUAUAAUACUUUUCUGCAUGUUUCUCCUGGUGAUUGAAACUGUUUAAAAAACUAGUUUAAGUUGUACAGUUUAUAAUUUUUUUCUAUAUCUUACUAUUUCAUAAUUUUUGUUAUAGUUAUAUGUGUUUUUUUCGUUAUAAAUACAUUAGUUUAUUUAAUUAAUAUUCCCUCCUUUCUAUUUUGAAUUGAUGUUUUUGUAUAAUACAUUUUGAGUUGAUCAUCUGUAAAUAACCUUUUGUGCCUUACUUUGUAGAUAACUUUUUUCACAUGUAAUGUUCAUAAAUGUGUACAGUUUUAAAAAUUUUUCAGUUUAAAAAUUUAUGUGUAAACUAUGUGUGCCAAGAAAUGUGGUUAUUAUUUCCAAGUAUUAACAUAAGGCCCAAACAACCAUAUUUGGUGCUAUUUUGAAAAGGUAGAUGAUUUAAUAUUGUAAAGUUUUAAUCUAUUUUAAGUAACAUAUUUUUAAGCAUUUUAAUAAGCAUUUUAUCAAUGUUUUGUGAUUGUAAUUAAGUUGAUAAUGUUUAAAUAUUUAAGACUGAGCAUACCGACUAUUUUUUUAAUGUUUUUAAUAAGAUUGAUACUUAAAUUUGAUAUGUACUGUAUGAUAUGAUUCAUUUUUUUUCACUCCGUGCAUUUAAUAAAAUUUUAUACAAUACA